GUGGCCAAGCUAUGGGCAUCAUUAGUUAGUUCCCUGAGAGCAGCUGAAACACUCAACAUGAACGCCAAGGUCCUCCUUUUCCUCGGUCUCGUGGCUCUGGCCGCUGCUGACAAGCGCCCAACCUUCUCCUACGGAGUCCCUGAGUCAUCCUCGAGUCCCGAGGAAUCCUUCGAGUCCGGCGAGGUCAAGUACAACUUCAACUGGGCCGUCGACCACGAUCCCUCCAGCAACGAAUUCGGACACCAGGAGGCCCGCGACGGCGACGACACCCAGGGAUCCUACUACGUCCAGCUCCCCGACGGUCGCCUGCAGAAGGUGGCCUUCCACGUCGAUGGCGACGACGGUUACAUCGCCGAAGUCACCUACGAAGGAGAGGCCCAAUUCCCCGAUUCCUCGGAGUCAGUCGAAUCCGCCGAGGCUCCCAGAUACGCUCCCCCUCCAAGGAGGUCCUACUUCGCUCCCGACUCCAACGAAUCCAAGUAAAAAAGGAGAGAUGUUGAAUCGAUUGCUCUUCCGACACUGUGUUCUUUUCGAAUAUAUUUAAGUAAAUAAUUUAUUUGCAAGAUGA
Macrobrachium nipponense is the source of this 568-nucleotide messenger RNA. Its product is annotated as pro-resilin-like. The record is from RefSeq and is a predicted model, not a curated record. NCBI's taxonomy places the organism in Eukaryota, Metazoa, Arthropoda, Malacostraca, Decapoda, Palaemonidae. The transcript has 3 exons. Bases 58 to 483 code for a protein of 141 amino acids. Gene Ontology annotation, cellular component: extracellular matrix.